Messenger RNA from Theileria parva strain Muguga, 1110 nucleotides. Its product is annotated as Tetratricopeptide repeat family protein. The transcript is spliced from 7 exons. Lineage: Eukaryota; Apicomplexa; Aconoidasida; Piroplasmida; Theileriidae. The record is from RefSeq and is a predicted model, not a curated record. Gene Ontology annotation, biological process: DNA replication-dependent chromatin assembly; CENP-A containing chromatin assembly. Gene Ontology annotation, cellular component: nucleoplasm. Bases 34 to 984 code for a protein of 316 amino acids. Gene Ontology annotation, molecular function: histone binding.
CUUCAUUCUACAUUUAUAAUAUACACAGUAGUAAUGUCAGAUCCCGAAGUUUCAGAGGAAUCUGAAUAUGAGUCAAUGUCAGUUGACGAACUGUUCGAGAGGGGGAAAUCUCUGUUUAAGGAUAAGAAAUACCUGGAAUCCACAGAAUUUUUUUCAAGAGCACUGGAAAGGAAGUCAGGUGACGAUCCACUCCACUACUCGCUGAGGAAUUAUUACCUCUGGUACGCCGAUUCACUCCUAACAAACGAAGAACAAAGCUCCAAUAUUUUUUCUUCAAAUGUUGAUGAGGGUUCUGAUAGUACAUUGCCGUCGGCAGAAACUGUUUUAGAAGCAGCUAAAACCAGUGAAAAUAACCAAAAUGACGAAAUGUUAGCGUUUGAAAUGUUCCAAUUUGGGUACGAGUGUUUCAUGAAUUAUUUCAAGCACUUGGAAACGAACAAUGAAGUUCCGGAACAGGAUGAUGUUCUUGACGCAUCAUAUUGUUUGGUGAGGCUAGGUGAUAUUUUUUACACAAAUCACCAGUUCGAAAUGUCGUCCAAAGACUAUGAAAACGCAAUUAAGUUGAGGGAGAAGCACGGUCUUUCACCAAAACACCUGGCAUCACUAUAUAUAUCAUUGGCACAGAGCCAAAUGUUUAACGGGAAACUGAAGGAGUCUUUAGAAACUUUUAGUAAGAGUAGAGAACUGUUAGAGGAGUUGUUGGAAGAGGAGGGGGAAGAUACGGAGGUCUUAAAAAACACUCUAGAGGACGUUACGAUACAAAUCGAGGACUUAGAGAAGCUAAUUAGUGAAUCUUCAAACACAGGAGAUGAAGUUGCAAAGGGAAGUCAAAGCAACGCAGCGUCACUUAUCCCUAAAACCACUAGCUCAUUUGAUAAGAGACAGUUAGACACCAGCGUAGUGAAAACAAGAGUAGUCGACAUAAACGUUGGAGAUGUAGUAGGAAAAAAACGGAGGGUUGAUUUGUCCAAAGUUUACGAAUAAUUUAUUGGCGAUACCGAAUCAUUCCUUAUCUGGGGAGAACAAUAUUUUUAUUUAAUAUUCUCAAUAUUUUUUUAAAUUCUAUCCAUAAUCUUAAUAUGGAAAAAAAUCCUCUUGUAUUUCCUAAUG